Ochotona princeps (American pika) is the source of this 950-nucleotide messenger RNA. It is a transcript of the gene GPATCH11, whose product is annotated as G-patch domain containing 11. The record is from RefSeq and is a predicted model, not a curated record. The transcript has 9 exons. Gene Ontology annotation, cellular component: kinetochore. Bases 113 to 904 code for a protein of 263 amino acids. NCBI's taxonomy places the organism in Eukaryota, Metazoa, Chordata, Mammalia, Lagomorpha, Ochotonidae. Gene Ontology annotation, molecular function: nucleic acid binding.
CCCCUAGGCGGAGGCUCAGAUUGGUUUCUUCUGCGCAGGAUAGCGGGCGCAUGCGCAGAGCGCGCUCCCCAGCGGGAUCAGGACCUGUAGAGCGCCCAGAUACUUUUAUCAUAUGAAGUUGAUCAUGGCAGAAGAUGAAGACGACUAUAUGUCAGAUUCCUUCAUUAAUGUUCAAGAAGACAUCAGACCAGGAUUGCCAAUGCUAAGGCAAAUUCGAGAAGCCCGUCGAAAAGAAGAAAAGCAACAGGAAGCCAAUUUGAAAAAUAGACAGAAGAGUUUAAAACAAGAAGAACAAGAAAGACGUGAUAUUGGGUUGAAGAAUGCAUUAGGCUGUGAAAACAAAGGGUUUGCCUUGCUCCAAAAGAUGGGAUAUAGAAGUGGUCAGGCUCUUGGCAAAAGUGGGGAUGGUAUUGUUGAACCUAUUCCUCUCAAUGUCAAAACAGGAAAAGGUGGCCUUGGUCAUGAGGCGUUAUUAAAACGGAAAGCAGAGGCAAAACUAGAAAGCUACAGAAGAAAGGUCCAGGUGCAAAACCAAGCUGAAGAGAGAGCUGCAGAACAGUUUCGAAUGCGACUUAAAAAUAAACAGGAGGAGAUGAAGCUAGAAGGAGAUCUGAAAAGAAGCCAGCGAGCCUGCCAACAGUUGGAUUCCCAGAAGAAUAUUCAAGUUCCCAGAGAGGCAUGGUACUGGCUGAGGCCAGAGGAAGAGACUGAAGAAGAGGAAGAAAAGGAAGAGGAUGAAGAUGAGUAUAAGAGUGAAGAUUUAAGUGUAGUAGAAAAAUUACAAAUACUGACUAGUUACUUAAGAGAAGAGCAUUUAUAUUGCAUUUGGUGUGGAACAGCCUAUGAAGAUAAAGAAGACCUGUGUUCCAAUUGCCCAGGACCGACUUCUGCAGAUCACGACUAAAAUCAUUCCCAAUAAAGUGGAGAUUUUUCAUGCUGGUUAAAAAAAA